This is a messenger RNA of Frankliniella occidentalis (western flower thrips), 3950 nucleotides long. RefSeq names its product suppressor APC domain-containing protein 2. Bases 214 to 1590 code for a protein of 458 amino acids. The transcript has 10 exons. NCBI's taxonomy places the organism in Eukaryota, Metazoa, Arthropoda, Insecta, Thysanoptera, Thripidae. The record is from RefSeq and is a predicted model, not a curated record.
UGUUAUUACACGGAAUCAACAGGUUUCCUCGACUGUAGUCUCAAGUUUUGUCGGACAAUUUGAUUUAUAGUGCAACCUUGACGCUAGGAACUACCCUCAUCCCUCCACAAAAUCAAAUAAUAACCAUUAUUGCUAAGUUACAAAUGAUGUAGGGUAUCACUCUAACCAAACGUUCUGUUUGUAUUUGUAACGGGUCCUACCCAAUCUUCUAGCAUGUCUCCCCCGACCACUACACUGGAUGGUUUGCCCAAAAAGUUUGUAGCUGCCAUGAGGACAUUGUUUGAUAUUAUGGAUGACAAGCAAAUCGGCUACGUCAGUUUUGAAGACAUUGAAAAUCGAUGGCAUGAUGAUGGAUCAAAAGGAUUACCAAAGGGAGUUCUGGAUAGUCUUCAGAAGGUUACUCCUCCCAAUGGCCUCUUGUCCUUUGAACGAUUUUGUGCUGGUCUCAAAAUAUGUUUGCUACGAAAUCAAGCUGAAACAGGACGCAACAAGUCAUCUGAUGGUGGAGUUCAACCAAUACGACCUCCAUCUGCACCAUUGCUAGAUCUUGACUCAAGCCCACCUCCUGUUUUUCCUGUUUGGACUUCAAAUAAUAUUUCUGGACCGCAACAUCGAGCUGCUAGUAUGCCGCAAUUGUCUCAAGACACCAGGGCAGAGACGGAUUUGCGGAACUAUGUUCAGUUGCCAUCAGAUACAAUUACAUCAGUGCCAGGUGCAAACCCAACAGCUGGUACAAGUAAAGGGCCCUUGUUUGGCCCACCAAAACCUCCCAGAACAGCAGCUGGUCUCCUUGCCUCACGAGAAAGCUUUUCAGGACUUGAUCGCAGUGGAGGAGAUCGCUCUGCUGUGGAAAGAGGGGCACUAGACAAAGCUGAAAUUAGAUCUGCAUUACAGUGCUGGCAACUACGAGCUGCUCAACCAACAUGGAACAACCGUGGAUCUGGAGAUGGUAAACCAGCAUCUAUGAAUGCAAAUAUUAUUCCAGCCCCAGCUAAAGGUGAGGCUGAAAGUACCAGCUCUGUGAGUGCCGCUCAGAAAAGAAGCUCUGGUCGUCGCCGUGAACCCCGUCGUCAUACUCUGCAGAAUGGCAUCGAUUACAAUAUGCUUAAGCGAAUGAAACAAAUGGAACAAGAAAAAGAAGUGUUACUUGAAGGGAUGAAAUCAGUUGAACAAGCUCGUGAAUGGUAUCUGAAGCAAAUUGCCGCAGUCACAGAGAAAAUGAAAUACUUGGGUAGAAUGGGAUCUCACAUGGAACCAUGGAGUGAGACACAGCAGGAACGAAUUCAGUUACAACGGGCUCGAGUUUUAGAAGUAAAUCGACAUCUUGCUGCCUUGACCGAUGGAGGUGAACGUGGAGGAUUUGCACUGCAGUUAAAUCUAGCUGUUCAUGGGUCUCCUGGAGCUCAGCAAUUACAACAUCAAGCCGCAGCAGCUCAGAGAUUUCGACAUCAAAACUUAAUUCUCACUGAGGAAAUUAACAAGAAGAGUGACCGGAUCACCACUCUUGAACGAGAAAAAGCAUCACUAAUUCGCGAGUUGUACUCUGUUCGGAGGCCAUCUCAUCCCCAAAAUGAGCGGGGCUUUGUUUGAUCCAAGUAUGCUUUCCAAGAUAGAUAAAUAUUGCGUAUUUCAUUUCUACUGUGCCAAACUUUUUUUAGAUUAUGUUUUUUGUUUAAUUCUAUGUGCAUGAAACUUUAUAGAAAACAUUGAUUUCCAUUGAGUGUCAAGAGAAUUUUGCUUUCUCUAUCAUCAUAACUCAUAGUGUGAGUGACUCAAAGACACAUAUUUUAUAUUCCACAUUCCAUCUCAAUUUGUUUUCAAUUUCCUCUCAUGAUACGUAGUCCAGUCCUCAUCCAAUCGCCAAUCAAAAUCUUGAGAACCUGUAUGAGGCGACUUCACUUGUGUCGACUCAAUUGCGCAAGCACAGGGGGCUGGCAUUGUUUUUUAACACUUUUCUUCUAGGUUGACCAGGGGAGGCCUGAGCCAGCAGGGUUACCACUUGGCAUCGGCAUUAUUGACCGCACUCCCCCUUCGGUCCAAUCAAUCUCUUAAGGGGGCAAACCUGUGAAUCGCAAGGGUUUGGGAGUUUAUUUAUUAAACAAAAACUACAAAUCGUAGGGAAAUGGAUGAGAGACCAUCUAGAGAAAGAAUUGGACUACAGUUUGAUAAAUAGUGCAGCAGUAUAACCCUCUGGGAACGUGCUCUUCUUCGGCUUGAACCGGAUGUGUCCAAUACUUGGUGGCGUGCACGAUUUCGGCCAAACGGAAAGACCUGCCAAAGGUGAAAAAAUUGUCAUUUACUUUUGAAAGAUCUCUCUAUUGCGUGACGAGAGCGAUUUAAAAAAUCUUGAUUCUUAACAUUUUUUUGAAAAUGCCAAAGUCUUAGCAUGAAAAGUUGGGUUGAAAAUUUGCUACGUUUUCCCCAGUUUUAGAACCUGAAAUGUGGCUAGUCGAAAAUCGCUCUCGUCACGCCAUAGAGGUAUCUUUUUUAAGUAAAUGGCAAUUUUGUUCACUGUCGCAGGUCCAUCUGUUCAGCUGGAAUCGUGAAUGCCACCAGGUAGUGUACCUGUCUGGUUAUGCUCAAGAAGGCCAUGUUCCCGCAGGUUUACAGUUCUCUACCAUAUAUUCAAUUGAAGCCAAAUUUUUCCUCAAUUAGAGGGUCCUUCGUCCAUUUCUCUGUGAUUCGUAGUUUUAGUUUAAUGAAUAAUCUCCCAACCUGUGCAUUAUACGAUUUUAAACAAUUUUAUAAUAAGGCAGUUUUGUCUGUGUUAUAAUCAUCCCUAAAUUUGUGUACUGCUUUUACCUCUUAGUGAAAUAUUCCUUAUUAUGUAUCUUAAUUCUUAGUAAACAGCAACAUGUUUGUUGACAGCAUACUUAAAUUUGUACUCUGUGUGAUAUACAUUGAUAUUUCAAUUGUGAUUGUAAAACCGUCCAGAAAAUAUUGUUUCACACCAAUCAAUUGUGAUAAGGUUUAACUUGUUACCAUAUUCAAAAUUUGAUGUGGUGCAUUUUAUAAUUCUUUAUUUUAUGUGUGACAUCAAAAUGUCACAUAGUGUUGCUUGAUUAGAUUUGUAUUGUAUGUAUUUGCUCAACACUUCAAAAAUGUUUAUAUCAAUUUUGAAAUGAUCUACUAUGGGUGUGGUUCAAUUUCACCUGGCAAAUUGAUCUUAAAUAUGUGUUUAGUAUUCCUGUUAAGUUUGAUUUGCCUUUUUCUCCAUUGUGUUUGGAAUCUCUUAUGAUCUUUGCUCAAACAUCAUGUAUUGUGACUUAAUCCCUAUUUAAUCAAUAGAAACAGAACCUUUUUCUAUCUUUAGUUUUGGACAUGAUUCUAAUUACGUAUGUACCCUGUUAUUAUUUGUUUAUGUGCCAUGGAUCACUGAGGGUUUUUGUUGGAUCUGCUUCUUUUGUUUAAUUUUACUCGCCUCUAAGCAUUUUAUUUCUUGUUCCCUGUUUUCUCUUUCUUUUUGUCUCUAAAAUUUUAACUUUGAGAUUUUAAUUAGGUAGUCUCCUGCUAGGAAUUUGAUGUACCAGUUAAACUUGCCAUUAAGUGUUCUAUUGUUGUAGCAGAGGUGGUGGUGAUUUGAGUAAAAGAUGAAACUGAAAAGUGUGAAGUCUCAGCUCAAUGAUCUGUGUUUUUCAGGGGUGGUAAAUUAAGACUUCCGUUCCUUGUCAUUUUUUUUAUUGCAAUAAACCCCAAAGCCAGGAAAGGUAGUAAUUCGGUAGGAGAGGUAUAAAAUAAUGUGUCAGAGUUCAUUUUCAUCGUAACAUUCUUCAAAUUUCAACUCCAUGAAUGAUGAAGAACAAUGCAAUGUCUUAAUUUUCCACCCCUGCUAUUUUUUUUAAAUACUUUUUUACUUGCGGUAAGUUGUUGUUUGUUUUUUUGUUUUUGUGUUUUUUUUAGAUCUGUCCGAGUUUCUUUCCAAAUUAAAUAUGUCAUGUCUAAAUUCGAAA